Oryza sativa Japonica Group (Japanese rice) is the source of this 1252-nucleotide messenger RNA. Its product is annotated as protein TIC 21, chloroplastic. NCBI's taxonomy places the organism in Eukaryota, Viridiplantae, Streptophyta, Magnoliopsida, Poales, Poaceae. The record is from RefSeq and is a predicted model, not a curated record.
CCUGAAAAACAUGGAAGUACGAAGCUGCCCCUCCUCGCCGGAGCAGAGAAACCUCUAGACCGCCUAAACCUACGCAAGGAUGCAGGCGCUCCUGCUCUCCCCGGCGGCGGCGCCACGGCCGCCCCUCCCCGCUCCGAGGCGGCCGUCUCUACCCCCUCGAGCCACCUCGAUCCUCACGCCGGCGCCGCGCUCCCCCGCUCUCCGUGUGGUGGACGCCUUCGCCGCCGGCCGCUGGGGAGGACGCGCUGCGUCGCGCCUCCCGGCUGCUGCUGCUGCUGCGGCGGCGGCGGCUGAGGCCGGUCCUCCCGACCCCGCGCCUUCCCCCGCCGAGGACGAGGCCGAGCGCGCCAUGCUCGCCCAGGUUAGCAAGAGGCUAGAAAAAACAGCACAGUAUUUCAAGACUUUGGGCACCCUGGGAUUCUGGUCUCAGUUAGUGUGCACAACUGUCUCAGCAGGAAUUUUGUCAUUCUCGGCAGUCGCUACAGGGAAUGCAACAUCUCCCUUUACAUUCUUUGCAACUUCAAUUGGUAUUGUUGCGGCAUUUAUUUCAGUCUUUUGGGCUUUUGGUUAUAUCCGUCUUUCACAAAGGCUUAAGAGAACAGCAAACAAACCUGCAAAGGCUCCUCCACGUGCCGAUGUGGUAAAAAAUCUCAAAAAUGGUAUUGUGCUCAAUGUUCUUGGAAUGGGUGCUGCAAUUCUUGGUAUGCAGGCAACUGUAGGGGCAUUGGUAGCAAAAGCCCUCACUACAUCUGCAGUGCCGUACUACCAGGGAAUAUCUCCUGGCCAGAGCCCUGUUCUAUCUUUAGAUGUUUUCCUUGUUCAGGCUUCAGCCAACACGAUCCUCUCACAUUUUCUUGGAUUAUCGAGCACACUGGAAUUACUGCGAUCUGUAACCCUGACAAAAGUAGAAGCUGCCUCAACCCCUCGAUCUCAGCCAGCAUGAGCUUAAGCUUUCCAGAGUCCAGACCAAUGUUCCUCCGUUCUUUCUUUGGUUGUAUUUUUCUCUGCAAUUGCUUUGUGUUUUCUUAAAAUUUUCUUUUAGUGAUAAGCUUCGAUCAGUCUAGUUGCGUUGCCUUUGCUGAGUGCAGAUUUGAAGGACGCAUUCAAAUCUGCUCGUCUUUCUUAUUACCUUUGUUUAUUUCUGAGCAUAUUAGAAGUUUCUGUGAGAAGUGAGCAAGUUUCGUGAUUCCUAUGAUGUGCGGUGCUGCUUCAUUGCUGUUAUGGAAAUUGGAAAGAAGUUAGACAGAUUCUA